Gastrolobium bilobum is the source of this 710-nucleotide messenger RNA. RefSeq lists its product as uncharacterized. The record is from RefSeq and is a predicted model, not a curated record. Gene Ontology annotation, biological process: proton motive force-driven ATP synthesis. The coding region runs from base 193 to 561 and encodes 122 amino acids. Lineage: Eukaryota; Viridiplantae; Streptophyta; Magnoliopsida; Fabales; Fabaceae. The transcript is spliced from 3 exons. Gene Ontology annotation, molecular function: proton transmembrane transporter activity.
UCAAUUUUGCAACACACAACACACAACACACAAUACACCACUCUCUAUCUUUGUUGCUCCUCUCUCUCUCUCUCUUCCAUUGCUGGUUGCUGCGACCAAGGUAGCGGCGGCGACUAGGAAGUAAACCCCAAUUACUUGUCAUAUUCGCAGUCACUCAUUCCAUUAACUGGAAAACAAGAAUUUACAGGCUUGAUGGCAGCGAAGUUGCAACAGUUGCAGUCUAAAGCAUGCGAAGCAUCAAAAUUUGUUGCCAAGCAUGGAACUUCAUACUACAAGCAAUUGAUGGAGCAGAACAAGCAAUACAUUCAGGAGCCACCUACGGUGGAGAAAUGCGACCAGCUGGCAAAGCAAUUGUUGUACACCCGCCUAGCUAGUAUUCCUGGUCGUUAUGAGUCCUUCUGGAAGGAGCUUGAUUAUGUCAAGAAUUUAUGGAAGAACAGGCAAGACCUAAAGGUGGAACACGCAGGUAUUGCUGCUUUGUUUGGCUUGGAAUGCUUUGCCUGGUAUUGUGCUGGUGAGAUUGUUGGAAGGGGAUUCACUUUCACAGGUUAUUAUGUCUGAAAAUAACCACAAAUAACAACUUGGAAGUGUAUGUUUUAGCAGGGGGGUUUUAUGCUCCUAAGCCAGCUGCUCUGGUCAUUUAUACGUUGAGUGAAUUAUGGGGCAUUCAUUCCACACCCCAAUUUUUGUUAUUUUGGAUUUUUGUUUUU